Messenger RNA from Paramecium primaurelia, 600 nucleotides. The record is from the annotation of a GenBank genome assembly. Lineage: Eukaryota; Ciliophora; Oligohymenophorea; Peniculida; Parameciidae.
AUGAGUGAACCUUCUAAGAAUUAUUAGAUAGAUGAUACUAAUUUUUUUGAUUACAUGUAAGAAGUUGAUAUUAAAAUUUAGUAGAACUCUUAUUUAAAGAGUAAUGAGUUUACUAUAUAAGAGAUAAUAAAUUUAGAAUGUUUGAGAAAUUUGAAUUAUUUACAUUGAUAAGCUUGGGUUAUUUGGAAAAUGAAAAGGAAACAAUAAAUACGUAUUGAAAUUCAUUUACUCAGAUUCCAAGUAAGGAAGUACAGUAAUUAAAGAAUUCUUAAACUUGUAUAAUUAUAAUAUCUAAGUAACUAAUAUCUAAAGCAAUUAUUUAUGAUUACAUUUGAUACAAAAUCAAAAAUAAUGUUAUGGUUAUAUAAAUGGCAAAGCUUUCAAUUUAAAAAUGCCUUAACCUUAUAGCUUAGGUAUGGAAAUGGCAAAGGAAAUUUUAGAAUUUUGAUUGAAGAGAGUCUUAAAAGAAAAUGCAACGAAUUGAAGAAUAAAUCAUGUGAUGAAACUUAUGAAAUGGGUUUUUUCUAUAGGAAUCUGAGUUUUUAAAUGUAAUUAUUAUGACAGUAUUUCUAAAUUAAUUAACAUCAAUUGAGAUUUGGG